Molecule: messenger RNA, 339 nt
Organism: Dicrocoelium dendriticum
Lineage: Eukaryota; Metazoa; Platyhelminthes; Trematoda; Plagiorchiida; Dicrocoeliidae
Source: the annotation of a GenBank genome assembly
AUGAGUUGCAUCUAUUAUGCCACCUUUUCUCUUUGUUUCCUCCUUUCAGACCCACAAUUGCGUCGACCCAGGGGAAUCAAUGAGGUGUCGGAAUUUUUGAAGACCGUCUUUGAAAGUAGGCAUCCACCCGCCCAAUCGAAGUUGCUUUCUCUCUUCCGGCCGCAGAAUGUGGACUACUCUCGAUGUUACCGUUUAUUUGUCAAAGAUGAGCUGCUUAAUGGCAGAGGCUCAGCUCUGCCCAUUGACGGCAAUAGAGUUUGGGGUUCCCACGCUGGAAAUACUACCAGAUCCACAACGAAUCGAACACUGAGCUACUGGUGCCUGAGUCCCGGUCGGUGA